CAACAACAGCAAUAAUAAUAAAGUACUAACAACCUGUCGUUGUAGCUGGCAAAGCGCUAACAAUAAAUAAAACGAAACAAUAGCAGCUAUAAAAACAACAACAACAACCACAGUUGGCAGUACAACAAUGAGCAGAGAAGGCAGCCGCAGCACUCGUGGGACUUUUUAGGCGACUGCACAAUAGCAGUCCACAAGCACACACUGAGGAGACGCAGCGCAGCCAACGCAGCCAAAAGUUAACAAGCAGCGACAGCUAGAGCAGCCACAGCAGCCACAACAACAAUAUGCAUGAGCGACGCGUUAAGAAAUUGAAGGGCGGACAUUAUGUGGCCACGCACGGACGCCUAACGCCUGAUCCGCCAUAUGUGAACCGUGGCUAUUCGACUGAUGGCGAGGAAACGCAUUCGCAUCGCGCCCACUCCGAGUAUACGGUGGCUCAUGAGCGCAUCUCGCCGCAAUCCCAGUCCCAGUACAAUACGUCGCGCAAAGCACGCUCGGCGCUGGGUAAUGGCCAUCAACACCUGCAGCAUAGUUAUAGCCACAGUCAAAUGGGCCUCUCCAGUUCGCCGGACAAUGGCGGUCCGCGUUCGCUAAGCGGCCCGCCGCCCACGCGCCAACCGCCACGGGCGCCUUCCGCCCUGAGCUAUGAUCAGGCGGGCGAUGCGGGCAGCGACAUCUAUGUCACCAGUGCUGCCUACAAGGCGCCAUCUGAAAUCAGUCGCUAUAGCCAGCGUCCAAUUUCGCGGGGAGCGCCACGUAGUGUCUACUCGGUGGCAAGCACAGCCAAAACGGGGCGCAGUGGGCGCUCCACAACGAGGCGUGGUGCCAAGAUCGAAACCAUGUCAGCGCCAAAUCCAUUCUGUCCAAAUGUUAAGGGCGUCUGCUGUCUGACGCUGCUGCUUAAUCUGGGUCUUAUACUUGUCACGCUUGGAUUUGUGAUUGUGGUGCAGUUCUAUGAGCCCGUCUAUGUCUGGGUACUGGGCAUUAUAUUUUUGAUCUUUGGCUUCCUUACGCUCAUCGGCUGCAUGAUCUACUGUGUGUAUGUGUGCCGAGAUGCCAAGACGCCGUCGCAGGUGCGCAAUGAGGACCUCUAUUGGACACGCCAUUGGCAGAAGAACAUUGGCUAUACGCCGCAGGAGAUUAACUACAAGGCGGAUAAAUAUGAUGCCUACUCGGAUCGCUACUCGGUCAGCAAGCUGAGUGGCAAGUACUCGGAUCGCGAGAGUCAGCGCUACUGAAGCAAUUACAAUUGAUUAAUUACCUAACUUACUUACAUAUGUAUGAGCAAACGUCUAUAUUCGAUAAUACGAUCUAUCUAUCUAUCUAUCUAUUAUAUUACUAAGUAGAUGCUAGUUUUUAGCGGUUAUUAACAAGACCUCAACGUACCUGCUGCAAGUUGCUUGCUAGUUUGUAUGUUUUUGUUUUUAUUCAUAACAAAUGAUGUAAAGAUAUGCAAGAGAUACAAAAUAAUAGAAAGUAUUGAAAUGCUGCCAUAUUCCAGAGACAGUUCUUGGCUUGAACUCUAACAGAAAUCGUUUAACAUGUGCAAAGCAAUAAUAAAAACUAAAUUACUUA
Drosophila busckii is the source of this 1575-nucleotide messenger RNA. RefSeq lists its product as uncharacterized. Lineage: Eukaryota; Metazoa; Arthropoda; Insecta; Diptera; Drosophilidae. Bases 285 to 1238 code for a protein of 317 amino acids. The transcript has 5 exons. The record is from RefSeq and is a predicted model, not a curated record.